Drosophila bipectinata is the source of this 1208-nucleotide messenger RNA. RefSeq lists its product as uncharacterized. Lineage: Eukaryota; Metazoa; Arthropoda; Insecta; Diptera; Drosophilidae. The record is from RefSeq and is a predicted model, not a curated record.
ACUAAUCAAAACAAGCCGCGGUAAAAUGACUGAUUUGCCUCGGUCUAUAAAGUUCACAAACAUAAGCACCAGCUAUGCGUUUAUUUGUAGGACCUUAGAGAAGCAAUGCGGAAUUCAACAGCAGAGCGCGACCCACGAGUUUCAGUUUGUGGAGCUACUAAAAAUCUUAAACGCCCAAGAAAAGUUCCUAAUCUCCAGGUUCUUCAGCCAGCUGCCCACAAAUGUUGGAAGUUACCGGGUUCUCUUGCAGCUCCAGAAACUCCAAAUACUCACGGCUUCGGAGUAUAUCCUAAGAAAGGAACACUCGGAUCAACUGCUGGUGGACUUGGUUAUCUUUCUGGAAUCUGAGCUCGAGCUUCUGGAGGAUCUCUUUCUAACCGCGGCUUAUAAUUCGAAUAGAAGAAUGAAGUUGACAGCUAUCCUGGAAAGCGCAUUGGGUCACCUAUAUGCUGGAUUAGUAAGCAAUCCCAAAAUAAGCGAAUUGGCCUAUGUGGACUUCUUGCCAAAAUCCUUGCCAGAUGAUGCCUUGUCUGUCUGCAUGAAUAUGCAUUUAAAUACCGUAUUGCAACUUCAUCAAGUUGACGAAAUCAACGAAGGGUUUGCCAAUUUUAGUGCCUGGAUUAAUGAAGGUGUAGAUGAACUUACCUUUGUAAAGCAUCUAUCUGAGAAGCUUUUGGCCAGCCAUCAACAGGAAGCCCUACAGUUCAUCUUUAAGUAUUCUAACCAGGAAAACUUUGUGGAUUGGAAGUUUUACCUUAUUUUGGUUCAGUCCAUAGCUAGUAUUGCCAAGACGGAAACCCAAGCCUAUAUUAAAAAGUAUCUUAAAAGCCGAGUGCUGCACACUGCCAACACAGGCUGCUUGAAAUCAUUACUGCACUUGUUGCUAACAGCAAGAGCUGCUUCAGCAUCAACCAUGGACAUCCAGAGCAAUUUGGACAACUAUGCUAAAUGGUAUAAGCAAAAUAUCGGUGAAAUGACUUACCUCAUGGCCACAGAAAAGUUUCACUUAAUGCUGGGCCUUCUGGAGCAGUCUCUGUUUUAUGAGAAGGAGCUAGCAUACCUCGAGGUUCAUGCGUCCAUAGCUAUUUCUCCUGGAGGGCGGCUGGUUCAGGCUUUUAAAACCAAGUGUCGGUCGCAGGUCUCGUAUCUAAAAGCAGAAGCUAAGCGUCAAUCUGCAAAAUAGUAUAUCGUUAUGGGAAUCUCAAUAA